CAUACGUUUAUCUGCCUAUGAGCUUAGUUUACCAUGGCACUCACCUCUUCAUCACACACGCUUUCGAACAAGGAGUACUCACUUUUAUUUCACGCAAUACUGUGUUUCUUUCUCUUCAUUAAUGUUGUUAGAGAGACCAGCAGCAGUGAGCAACCUUCAGUGCAGGCCACUGUGGAGCCAGUGGACUGUGUCUUAACAGACUGGUCUCCAUGGACACGCUGUGACCCCUGCCAGAAGAAAAGGUAUCGUUACAGGAAGUUGCAGCAGCCGUCACAGUUUGGUGGUGAACCGUGUGAUGUGUAUGGCCGGGAUGAGGAGUCCUGUACCCCCCCUCCCAGGCUCAUCUGCAGAGACGUCCCAUUAUGCCAGGGCUUUGUCUGUGCCACCACAGGCCGCUGUGUCCACUCCCGCCUAAAAUGCAAUGGAGAUGAUGACUGCAGGGAUGGUUCUGAUGAGCAGGACUGCAAGAGCACAUUCCAUGUCUGCAAAGAGAAGACAGAGGAAUUCUGGGGCAUUGAGAACCUUGCAAAAGGAAUCAACAUAUUGAACAGCAAUCUUGAAGGAGCGGUUAUUGAUAACAGAUAUUAUGCUGGGAGCUGCCUGCCACAUUACAUCAAAGAAAUCAGAUUCAGAAAACCUUAUAAUCUGCAGCAUUAUACUACUGAGACAAAGGGAUCCUAUGACUUCACACUUGAUGAAUUUGAGUCCUACUCCAGCUUUGAGCACAACAGGAUGGAGGCAAAGAAGUCUCAGACCUCUGUGUCCAUUGGCAUUAAGUUCCCUGGAGUGUUUGAGUUCGGCUUUAACUACAACGACAUGAAGUACAAGAAAAAUGUGCAGAAAAUGCGUCGCUAUUCUGGGACAAAACACAGCUUUAUUCGGGCACGCUCCCAGCUGGAGGUGGCGCAGUACAUGCUCAAGUCAGGAGACCUGAUGUUACACCCUGAGUUCCUCCAGCGUGUCCGUGCUCUGCCCACGGAGUACAGCUACGGGGAGUACAGGCAGAUCUACAGUGACUACGGGAGCCACUACGUCACAGAGGCCAGGCUGGGAGGAGAGUAUGAGUACACCAUCGUGCUGAACCGUGAAAACAUGGAGAGGUCAAAAUACAGUCUGUCGGACGCUAAGAAGUGUGUGCAGGCAGGUCUGAAGGUAGGGGCCAACAUUGACGGAGUGUACUUUUCUAUUGGAGGGACGGGAGGAAGCUGCAAAGCCCUGCUUUCGGAGCUGGGAGAUAGUAAGGUGAAAAGGACACAUGUGGAGGACUUUGUUGCCAUGGUAAGGGGGGGCAGCAGUGAGUCCAUCUCCAGUUUGGUCUCGAAACAGCUGCCCACAGCCUUGAUCAUGCAGGACUGGGGCGAAUCCAUCUUCUACAACCCAGACUUCCUCCACACCAAGGUGGAGCCUAUUUUUGAGCUGGUGACUACAAAAGAUUUUGUGAACGCCGGACCAUUAAAGAGGAACCUACAGCUAGCCCUUUCUGAAUACCUGGAGGAAGCCAGCCCCUGUCGCUGUGCCCCCUGUCGCAACAACGGUGUGGCAGUCCUCCGAGGAACAAGAUGUGAUUGUAUAUGUCCUGCGGGAACCAGUGGGAGAGGAUGUGAGGUCACCCAAAGAACAGAUGUUGCAGUCGAUGGAGGAUGGAGCUGCUGGUCAUCCUGGUCAGCUUGCAGCCAACGCACCAAGCACAGAACCCGGCAGUGCACCCACCCCUCACCACAGAACGGGGGUGUGCCUUGCACUGGAAUAAAUACAGAACCUGCAGACUGCAUUUAACUCCCCCUGCCCAAACACAAAUGCCACAAUAAAACACAUCACUGGGAA
This is a messenger RNA of Conger conger (European conger), 1824 nucleotides long. RefSeq names its product complement component 8, beta polypeptide (gene c8b). Gene Ontology annotation, cellular component: membrane attack complex. Lineage: Eukaryota; Metazoa; Chordata; Actinopteri; Anguilliformes; Congridae. The coding region runs from base 34 to 1776 and encodes 580 amino acids. Gene Ontology annotation, molecular function: protein binding. The transcript is spliced from 12 exons. The record is from RefSeq and is a predicted model, not a curated record. Gene Ontology annotation, biological process: immune response.